AAAGAAAGAGAAAGCAUGAACCUCGUGCGUUAAAUAAGUAUCAGAGACAUACUACAUUUUAAAAACUCUCACAUGAGAAAUCAGAAUCCGUUAUUAUUCCUCCAUUUAUUCAUCUCAAAACCCAUAUCUCUCUGUCUUGAUCUCUCUCUCACUUUCUAAUAAGAUCAAAGAAGAUGUCGAAAGCUACCAUAGAACUCGAUUUCCUCGGACUUGAGAAGAAACAAACCAACAACGCUCCUAAGCCUAAGUUCCAGAAAUUUCUCGAUCGCCGUCGUAGUUUCCGAGAUAUUCAAGGUGCGAUUUCGAAAAUCGAUCCGGAGAUUAUCAAAUCGCUGUUAGCUUCCACUGGAAACAAUUCCGAUUCAUCGGCUAAAUCUCGUUCGGUUCCGUCUACUCCGAGGGAAGAUCAGCCUCAGAUCCCGAUUUCUCCGGUCCACGCGUCUCUCGCCAGGUCUAGUACCGAACUCGUUUCGGGAACUGUUCCUAUGACGAUUUUCUACAAUGGAAGUGUUUCAGUUUUCCAAGUGUCUCGUAACAAAGCUGGUGAAAUUAUGAAGGUCGCUAAUGAAGCAGCAUCUAAGAAAGACGAGUCGUCGAUGGAGACAGAUCUUUCGGUAAUUCUUCCGACCACUCUAAGACCAAAGCUCUUUGGCCAGAAUCUAGAAGGAGGUUAGUAUAAUAAAAAUAAAAAUCACUUAGUGCUGGAUUCUUCUAGAAUUUUAGUUACAUAUUAUUGCAUGUAGAGAUCUAAGAAGAGUUUGUUGUUAGAGAGGAAUUGGUUGCUAAUUAGUUUGGAAUUAGAUAUCAAAGAGUUAAAGACUAUAGUUUAUGUCUAUACGUAUUAAUAUACGUUAUUAAUAAAAGUAUAAACAUGUUGUUUAAUUUCUGAUAAGAAACUGGUUUAUGCGUGUGUAUGCAGAUCUUCCCAUCGCAAGGAGAAAGUCACUGCAACGUUUUCUCGAGAAGCGCAAGGAGAGGUAAUGAUUCUUCAACAAUCCAAGGAUUUUUACCCCCAAAUAAUUAAAGAAAGGUUUUUAUUUUUCUCUCUCUCGACCUUUUUUUUACUAUAAGUUAUUUAAGAUAGUAAUUAUGGGUCCUGCCUCUUUUACUCUCACAUACAACUUAAGAUUCAACUAGUUUUGUUCAACAACGCACAUGCUUAUACGUAGAUAGAUAAUGGAGAUCAGUAGUAAUAUCGGUAUACGUAGGUUACUAUUGUAAUGGAACUUUUAAAAAGCGCGUUGACUUUGAGUCUUUGACUCUAGUUCUGUUUGCUACACCGACAAGUUAUAUUUUUCAAAAUGAUGAGAAAACGAGGAGAAACACCGGAAAAAAAUUUGAACUUUUACUUUUAUCAGACCAUACGGCCAAAGAAAGAUCUGUAUAUUAUAUAAGUUAUCACAAAACGCGGUUUCACAUUUUCUUUUUCGUCUUGUUGUGUUUGCAGAUUAGUAUCAACAUCUCCUUACUAUCCGACAUCGGCCUAAACGAUCUCUUUUUAGAUUGGGACAUGGACCAAAUUUGUCUUUUUCAAUCGGAAGACAUCCAUGUUCGUUUUUGGAUUUGGCUUAUUUCCAAUCUUCUUUUGAAGCCUUCUUCGUCGUUGCUAAAUCGUAUACUAUUCACGACAAACGUUUUUAGGAGAUUACGUUACCUACUAAGAUUAUAUAUAUUGGUUUGUUUUUAAAAAUGUCUAUUAUCUUUAUUGUCAUUGAUAGCUUGAUUUAAGAAGCUCUCUCUUAUCCCGUGACCUUCUACUUUUGUUUUAUUUUUUAGUAUAUGGUAAAGAAAAUUAUAACACGCCUCUUUUAGCUUCUCAUGAAGCUUCCGUAUCAGAGUAUUAUUAAAGGAAAUGUGGCCAUUCAUCUUUGAUUAUAUUGGUUGGUCUCUAGCUUGGG
Molecule: messenger RNA, 1898 nt
Organism: Arabidopsis thaliana (thale cress)
Lineage: Eukaryota; Viridiplantae; Streptophyta; Magnoliopsida; Brassicales; Brassicaceae
Gene: JAZ10
Product: jasmonate-zim-domain protein 10
Exons: 3
Coding region: 174-674 (166 amino acids)
Cellular component (GO): nucleus
Source: RefSeq, marked reviewed